Dufourea novaeangliae is the source of this 768-nucleotide messenger RNA. RefSeq lists its product as uncharacterized. The coding region runs from base 1 to 768 and encodes 255 amino acids. NCBI's taxonomy places the organism in Eukaryota, Metazoa, Arthropoda, Insecta, Hymenoptera, Halictidae. The record is from RefSeq and is a predicted model, not a curated record. The transcript is spliced from 4 exons.
AUGUUCGUCCUUUUAACAACGAAGGCCUUACUCGUCAUAGUGUUUCCAGUUCUGACUACCGGUCAGGAUGCAAAAAUCAUGGUGUUUCCGUCUAGCGGAAAUGGCACUGUUCCUGAAUCACCGGGUAGAUUCGAAACCGUUCUUCGACCGGAUAUGACACAUCUCCCGGAACCGUUCGCGCGGCCGCUGCCUGCAUCUCCGAUCAACUAUCUAGCCGCUCCCCAAAGAACGUUCGUCAGUCAUCGAAGCGAUCUGCCCUACGUGUACGAACAUCCGAAUUACCCGUAUCCAGUCGCUCAUUCCAUCGAUUAUCCGGUCGGACCGUCGUCGAAACAGCUAAUGAUCGUCAGUUUCAUCGGUUUACUGUUGCUGUUCGCGAUCAUACAGAACACGAUCGCCGCUGUAAAACGAAGGGACGUGCUGACGGACGUUUUAUCGGCCAGAGAGAAGAGAGACAUCUACGCUGCCUACGAUAUUAAUUCCGUGAGCCCGGAACAGGAAGACGUUCUUAACGACGAUGCUAGAGUGCGUUGCAUACAGAGAACGGUCUGCCUGGAGAAUCGAAAGCUCGCGACAGCGUUCGGUACCGUUGGCAAGAUACUCGCCAAGCACUUGACGCGUAGCGUGGGUAAAUCUUUGAAAUCGACUUCCGGUUGGGACCGUCUGGUGCGGGACGCCGGCGAAGCCGGAAUUCGCGACGAGGAUUGCAACGUGCUUUACAGGGACUGCGAGGAAUCGAUCUCUCCGAGAAGAACCGAAAAAGAAUGA